Molecule: messenger RNA, 1404 nt
Organism: Sitophilus oryzae (rice weevil)
Lineage: Eukaryota; Metazoa; Arthropoda; Insecta; Coleoptera; Curculionidae
Gene: Rnf146
Product: E3 ubiquitin-protein ligase RNF146
Exons: 5
Coding region: 256-1290 (344 amino acids)
Biological process (GO): ubiquitin-dependent protein catabolic process; Wnt signaling pathway
Cellular component (GO): cytoplasm; nucleus
Molecular function (GO): poly-ADP-D-ribose binding; zinc ion binding; ubiquitin protein ligase activity
Source: RefSeq, a predicted model, not a curated record
GGGUCAUAUCCAUAGUCAUAUCAAUGGUUAUAUGUUUAUUCUCUGUGUUUAUUGUGUUUAUUUAUCUGUUAUUGUAGAAUUUGCUUGUUUUAAGUUUACAGCGCAGGUUUACACUUUUUAAGUUUACAGUUAUUUAAAAAAUUUAAUGUUGUUUUAUGCUGUAUAAUUUUUUUAUUAACGCUGAAAAAAGAUUCUUAAAUGGCAAGUAAUCAUUAGUUUUGUCAUUAGUAUAUCAUUUUUUUUUUAAUCAAUAUUAUGGCAGAGGCAGUAGUUGAUCCAGAAAAAACAACUAAAGGUAAAACGAAUAAUCUAGAAUGUGCUGUUUGUUUACAACAUUGCAUCCAUCCAGCACAGUUACCCUGCGGCCACAUUUUUUGCUAUUUAUGUGUAAAAGGAUUUGCAAACCAGAAUAAAAGAUGCGCAAUGUGUCGCCAGGAGAUACCUAGAGAUUUUGUGGAUCAGCCACAAUUGUUACAAGAUGUGGAGCUCUCAGAUUCUUCAGAAGGAUUCGAUGGAGGAUACCAGUGGUUUUAUGAGGGUAGAAACGGAUGGUGGAAAUAUGAACACAGAACAGCAGAAGAAAUAGAAAGUGCAUUUAAGCUUGAUAUAUCUUUAAUUAAUAUAAUGAUAUGCGGAGGAGCAUAUAUUAUAGACUUUCAAAACCUAAUUCAGUAUCCAAAGUCUCACCCGAAUAGAAAAAGAUCUAUCAGAAGAGACAAAAUUCAAAAUUUAAAUGUUAAAGGUUGGUGGCAAUAUGACGAGAGAACCAGUAAAGAACUGGAGAAUUCGUACAAGAAUGGAGAAAAAUGUGUGGAAUUGCUUAUCGCAGGAUUCUUAUACGUUGUUGAUUUCGAAAAUAUGUUACAGCUACGGCGAAAUGAUCCUUCUAGAAGAAGGCUAAUCAAAAGAGAUUUUUCAUCAAUACCUAAAAAAGGAAUUGCAGGUAUAAGAACAGAAGUUUCAUUAGGUACACAAACCGUACAAGAACUUCCAGAAAUUCGACCUGUGAGUCCUACAGAGGGCAAUGUCGACAACGGGAUCCCAGUUACUCCAUCAAAUACUCCACAAACACCAAUAAGUGGCAGGGAAUCUCCAAAUCAAGAGCGAGACUUGCAGGCCACAGUGGAACGAAUAUCUAAUUUAAGAUUAGACUCGGAUAGAAAUGAUUUUGCGGACACAGCAAGUGAAGAACAUAGGACUGAUAGUGAAAGUGAAUCAGAGAGAGUACCCAAUUCUUUUAGAAAUGGAAGUGGUAUAGGGACACAUUCGAGGAAAGAUUAUCAGCAUUGAUUGAUUUUUUAUUACAGGAAUACCGGCUUAAAACAUAGAAGAAAAUUAUAUAAUUGUGUAACUUUGAAGAUCUAUUGUGUGAGAAUAAAAAUUAAAACUUAUUUUUAACUCAAA